This is a messenger RNA of Colletotrichum destructivum, 927 nucleotides long. RefSeq lists its product as uncharacterized. Bases 598 to 762 code for a protein of 54 amino acids. The transcript has a single exon. NCBI's taxonomy places the organism in Eukaryota, Fungi, Ascomycota, Sordariomycetes, Glomerellales, Glomerellaceae. The record is from RefSeq and is a predicted model, not a curated record.
ACAUGGACAGGGUAGCUUUACUCCGUUCACAGUUUGCUCACAAACCAAUGCUUUUGCGCCUUGCUUCUCCUUUCCCCCAAGGUACAUACAUACCCUACCGCCGCACGCCCUGGCCCUGCUUCUCGUCUCACUCAUAUAUAUCCCAUCCGGCCUCGACCGACCAUGCGCAGCUUUUUGCAACAAGUCCUCGGUGCCUGAAUACAAAGAGGCGUCCUGUCCUCUGACCUCGGAUACCAUUUCCAGCUUCUCCAUAUACUGUCCGCCGCUUACCACGCCUGUCAUCUCUUCUUCUCUCUUCCUCCGUCUGUACAACUUCGGACCUUCGAGACCGAGUCCCUCUCAAAGCCCAGCCCAACAACUCUCGCCACACUCGAAGAAGGGGAAAAAAGAAAAACCAGAGUGCACUACUGCACCUGACAAUUCUGUCGCCUCAUCACCCACCUGGCACACAUAUUCCCCGACUAGUACCUACCUGUCUAACCUCUGGGCUCCCACAACGCUGCUUCGACAACCUGUAUAAGGCCUUAGCACCACAGUCUUAGGUCGAGGUAUCAGCUCACUCAUAGCUCUGUGGACUCUCACAGCUUGCUGUUCAAGAUGUGCGAGUACACCAAAAAUUACUACAUAUACACAUCAUGCAUCGAUCCCGGUGCUCACUUCUUCCGAACCUCAAUGGAUGGCAACAGGAGUCGGGCUUGCUGCAAUGGGCCUCAUGAGCGAUACAUCGUUGUUCCUGGACACUGUCCCCUUUGCAGUGGCUAACCGACCUCGGCUCGACGAAACAGCCUCACGGGCUUCUCUCGCUUCACUCAUUCGUGUAUCGGAUCUGGCAAGCGGAUGUCUACAAGAAUCGCUGUAGUCCCCGAGCCCGCUUUGCUAGCACAGUACGCUGCUGUGGGCUGGUGUCGGCACUCGUGCCACCCCUGC